GACAUGGAAGGUAAAAACCAGACAGUUGUUUCUCACUUCUUUCUUCUGGGACUAACAGAUGAUCCAACUGUGAAGCCUGUGAUCUUUUGUCUCUUCCUGUUCAUGUACAUGGUCACCGUCUUGGGAAAUCUGCUUAUUAUCCUUGUUGUAAGCUCUUAUCCCCAUUUACAAACACCCAUGUACUUUUUUAUUUCAAAUUUAUCAUUUAACGACAUCUGCUUAACCACAACUGUCAUCCCAAACAUGUUACGGACUACCCAAGCACAGGAUCCGAGCAUUAGUUAUGCAGGCUGCCUUACUCAGCUCUGCUUUGUCUUGCUCUUUGCUGGAUUUGAAAGCUGUCUUCUUGCAGCAAUGGCCUAUGACCGAUAUGUUGCUAUUUGUUAUCCACUGAGUUAUACGGUCAUCAUGAAUUUUCACUCAUGUGCUCUACUAAUUCUCUUCUCUGUUUUCAUUAGUGUUUUGAACAUGGGACUUCUUGGUCUCAUGGUAUUGAGAAUAUCCUUCUGCACAAAUCUAGAAAUUCCCUUAUUCUUCUGUGAACUUUCUCAGAUCAUGAAGCUUGCCUGCUCUGACACUCUCAUUAAUGAUAUUCUGAUAUAUAUUGCAACAUUUAUAUUUGGUGGCAUCCCAAUCUCUGGUAUUAUUUUCUCUUAUGUCCAAAUUGCCUCUUCUGUUUUGAGAAUACCGUCAGUAAAAGGAAGAUAUAAAGCCUUUUCCACUUGUGGUUCUCACUUGUCAGUGACUUCUUUGUCCUAUGGUUCAGGAUUGUGGGUUUAUAUAACCUCUUCAGUUUCUAUUUUACCCAAGAAGACUUCAGUAGCCUGCAUUAUGUACACUGUAGUCCCACAAAUGUUGAACCCCUUCAUCUUUAGCUUUCGAAAUAAAGACAUGAAAGGAACUAUUAAAAAAUUCAUCAGUAGAGUAGCUUCUCUUUGA
Molecule: messenger RNA, 939 nt
Organism: Mastomys coucha (southern multimammate mouse)
Lineage: Eukaryota; Metazoa; Chordata; Mammalia; Rodentia; Muridae
Product: olfactory receptor 7G2-like
Exons: 1
Coding region: 4-939 (311 amino acids)
Biological process (GO): G protein-coupled receptor signaling pathway
Cellular component (GO): membrane
Molecular function (GO): G protein-coupled receptor activity; olfactory receptor activity
Source: RefSeq, a predicted model, not a curated record